Molecule: messenger RNA, 376 nt
Organism: Temnothorax curvispinosus
Lineage: Eukaryota; Metazoa; Arthropoda; Insecta; Hymenoptera; Formicidae
Exons: 2
Source: RefSeq, a predicted model, not a curated record
AUGGUAUUAAUGAAAUCUUGGCAACUGAUUAUCAAAAGCAUCAACAUACCAGCUAUUGUAAAAGUUAACGAUACCGAUUACAUUAUCCUUGAUUGCGAUUACGACCUUGAGAACACAUCGAGCAAGGGUCUCGUCGUCAAAUGGUUUUUUAACACCAACCAAGUGGUCUAUCAAUGGAUUUACGGCAGACAUCCUCUAGCGGACGAACCUGUUGCAAAAUACAUCGAUCUAACUUAUAAAGCCAGCAAUGAUCCAUACACCGAGUACCGAGCCAUAAAGUUGAAUAAGCCGGGUAUCGAUCUUACCGGCGAAUAUACAUGCGUUAUAUCUACCUUUGCAGAUGAACGAACGGCAAAUGCGUCUAUGAUAGUAUAUU